AAGGGCCUGAGCGGCUCGCUGCCCUCUUCCAAGAUGGCCGCCGCCGCCUCUGUGACAGGACUGGUCACGUGGGCGCGCUCUCUUGUGAGGUCGCGGUGCAUCGGCAAGCGAUUGUCCCUUUCCGGGCCCCGUCCCGAGGCGGCGACUAUCCCUGUCAACCGGAGCCUGAACGAUCAUGGCAACGGGCUCAGGCGGGGAGCGCGUGGUGGCGGCGGCGGCGGCAGUUUGGUCGCGGGCCGGGGCAGCGGAGCGGCGGCGGGCAGCCGGGAGCUAGGCACGCUGCCGGGCUACGAGGAGCGAGGAAGCACCGAUCACCUGCGCCCCGCGCCCCACCCCGCGCCCGAACUCACCGCUUGCUGGAGCGACUGCCCCCGGAGCCGGGGCCGGGGCCGGUACCGGCGCGGCUCGGGUUCGCUGCGGCCGGUCACCGUGGACAGCUCCAAGGCGCGCACGUCCCUGGACGCGCUGAAGAUCAGCCUUCGGCAGCUCAGGUGGAAGGAGUUCCCAUUUGGCCGGCGCUUGCCUUGUGACAUCUACUGGCACGGAGUUUCAUUUCGCGACAGUGACAUACUCUCCGGUCAAGUGAACAAAUUUCCAGGCAUGACGGAGAUGGUGCGUAAAAUCACCCUGAGCAGAGCGCUGAGAAUCAUGCAGAACCUGUUUCCGGACGAGUACAACUUCUACCCUCGCUCGUGGAUUCUGCCCGAAGAGUUCCAGCUCUUUGUCACUGAGGUUCGGAUGGUGAAAGAUGGUGACCCGACCUGGAAGCCCACCUUUAUUGUGAAACCAGACAGCGGUUGUCAGGGCGAUGGAAUCUACCUCAUUAAAGAUCCCAAUGACAUCCGCAUGACUGGGACCCUCCAGAACAGGCCAGCAGUGGUCCAGGAGUACAUCUGUAAGCCUCUCCUUAUUGACAAGCUCAAGUUUGACAUCCGUCUGUACGUCCUACUCAAGUCCUUGGAGCCCUUAGAGAUUUAUAUAGCCAAAGAUGGACUCUCUAGAUUUUGUACAGAGCCAUAUCACGAGCCGAACCCCCAGAACCUGCACCACGUCUUCAUGCACUUGACCAACUACUCGCUCAACAUCCACAGCGGCAAGUUCGUCCACUCUGACAGCGCCAGUACGGGCAGCAAGAGGACUUUCUCUAGCAUUCUCUGUAGACUCUCUUCCAAAGGCAUUGAUAUCAAGAAGGUCUGGUCUGACAUCAUCUCCUUGGUGAUCAAGACUGUCAUCGCCCUGACUCCGGAGCUCAAAGUUUUCUACCAAUCAGACAUCCCUACAGGGAGGCCAGGGCCCACCUGCUUCCAGAUUCUAGGCUUUGACAUCCUUCUGAUGAAAAACCUGAAGCCUAUGCUACUUGAAGUGAAUGCAAACCCCAGCAUGAGAAUUGAGCACGAAUACGAACUCUCUCCAGGGGUGUUUGAAAAUAUCCCCAGCCUGGUGGAUGAAGAGGUGAAGGUGGCCGUGAUCAGAGACACGCUGCGCCUCAUGAAUCCUCUGAAGAAGAAGAAGGAGAUGCACUUUCCAGAUAUCUGUAUGGACAGAAAACACAGAAUCCCUGCAGUUUCUGACAGAAUGUCUUCAUCGAAGCUUAAGGGCGCCUCGCUUUUCGUAGCCAGGUCUCAGCAUCCUGGAAAGCCUUUCGCUGGGAAGGAAGAUCUGGACUGUGACCUGACCGGUGAUCCUGACUCCAACCCCGAAGCCCACCUGCCCUCCAUUUGCCUCAAGCAGGUGUUCCCCAAAUAUGCCAAGCAGUUCAACUAUCUACGCCUGGUAGACAGAAUGGCCAACUUGUUUAUCCGAUUCCUGGGAAUCAAGGGGACAAUGAAGUUGGGACCAACUGGCUUUCGGACCUUCAUAAGGAACUGCAAGCUGAGUAGCAGCAGCCUGUCCAUGGCUGCAGUGGACAUCCUCUACAUUGACAUCACAAGGAGGUGGAACUCCGUGGCCCUCGACCAGCGGGACUCAGGGAUGUGUCUCCAGGCAUUUGUCGAGGCUUUCUUCUUCCUGGCCCAGAGGAAGUUCAAGCUGUUGCCUCUGCAUGAGCAGGUGGCCUCCUUGAUCGACCUGUGUGAAUAUCACCUAUCUCUGCUGGAUGAGAAGCGCUUGGUGUGUGGCCGGGGCCGGCGCCCCCAAAGUAGUCCUCCUCAGGAGACCAACCCCACAACCCAGUCAGCCGCAGGCAGCCCUGCACCCCGCAUAAUCGGUGCUAAUAAGCUGUCUCCCUCUAGACACGCUCUGUCCUGAAGGCCCCAUGCCGUCCUGGAAGAAGGUGUGCGCUCGGGGGCUGAGUACCCUGGGCUGCCCUGAUCUGUGGGGAGCCACCAGGAUCCCAGCUGCAAUGGCCGGGAGUCCUCUGUGUUCUGCAGGGCUCUCACCUCACAUGGCUAAUUCUUGCCCACCCUCCUCCCAGCGCUUCAUGACCCACCCUGUUUGUGAGUCAUCAGUAGACAUAUGACAUCUGAACUGUGACAGGUGGCACCUAUUAUUCCGGGUUCCCGGGAAGCACCAAGUGGGCAGUUCUUUCGUGCUUGGGGCCACAGAGGAGUGGAGGAUGGGAGAAAGGACAGACCAUCUCAAAGCGAGGAACCGUGGGCGCGAGUUCACACCUGCGGUCUGCUGGGGCCUCCGCGAGCCUGCAUCACUUUCCUUCCACCUGUCCUAUGAAAGAAGUAGAAUAUCAAGAUGGCGGACACCCCAAUCAUGUGCUUUAUGGGUGUACUUAACAGAGUAACCACUUAUUUCAUUAACUUGCCUGUCGCUGCAGUGAUUGAUUUAUUACUAAUUAAGAAGUAACAAGUUCUUCAGUCUCCCCAUCCAGGUUCCAGGGGAACCCUGCAAAAGUGGGGUGCUGACCCAAUUCCAAGAGCUGCUGAGUAUGCACCCGGCACUGUGCUCAGUGCCGUGCCAACUCCAGACAUCUGAGGCUCGGCAUUUCCCAGCCUGUGAGUGUCUUCAGAUGCGUGCGGAUAAGAGGCAGCAGGGAUUGCCUUGGCUCGUCCAUCUCCAUGAACAUCAUUCAAGGAAGCUUGUCAUCAUCUUGCCUAAUGUCCCCAAAAUUCUGAGAGAAAACAUCACCCACAUUUGGGUGGUUGAGGACCUGGGGUCCUUACAGGCUUCGUGGGCUUCAGGGUCAGAAGAAUAACCUGGAAGGCUCCAAGUACCUAGACUCCCCAGGUGUACUCUGAUGGAACAUGCAGCUUCCCUGUCACACAGGCUGCCGUGUCUGCUCAACCGGGCUUUGGACAGGUGUCAGAACUAGUGAUGGUCCCUGUGUUUCACUGGGCAGCUUGGAAGAUCAGACAGUAAGAGAAAUUGAAGAGAUCCCUUUGAACUGUGGAGCACUGAGAACAGGUUCAUCCACACAGGAAAGGGAGUUUCUCGAAUAAUCUAACGAGGCUGGAAUGUUUCUCACACACCUGUCCCGCUCCUUCCUGACCAGCUGCAGUCAUCUCCGAAUAUGCGCUGUGACUGCAGACGGGAGGCAGGGUGAGUCCAGGGCUGAAGGAGAGGGGGUGCCUGCUCAGGGAUAGGCCUAGGUCCUGAGCUGAAGGUCACGUGGAAUCAAGGAUCAGAAAAGCCACUGUCUACUCCUGGGCUCACAGGACAGCUACCAUGCCCAGGAAUGGGAUCAGCCAAUUGGGAAUCUGGGGAUGUUCAGUUAAAUAGCUCUGCGAAGCUUAGAAAACCAUGGUUCCUAAGGGCAUCCACAGCACAUGGAGAGAGGGCGUGUGUCUCCUCACCUAGAACUGCGCUUUCCUGCCACUUCAGCAAGCAUCUCUGCCCCUUAGCAGCUGACCUGGAUCCAACAGCCCAUGCUGGCCCUGAAGACACAGCUGGGUUCCCACGGGUAAGCACUGCAAAGGGGACUCUCUGCAUUCCUGGGCAUAUAUGGAAGAGGCAAUCCAUUCUGUGAGGGGGAAGGGAAUGGGCUGGGGUGAGCCUCUCCAGAAGUUGUUUGCUAUUGGCCAGAGGGCUCUGACUGGACCAAGUAGUGGUAGCAGCAAGUGCAGGGUGGGGAGUUGGGGGUAGCGGCCUGCCAGGGUCUUCCUGCCAGUGGCUCAUUGUUUCCCUGACCACAGAUUCUAGGAGCACUAGGAGUCCAGAAGGUAAAACCAGGCCUAUGGGGUCUUUGCGGCUCCUAGGGAAGAGAGGGAGAAGUUUGAUCUCAAGGCUCUUGACUGGGGACACUUUCAGCAGGGAUUUGUGGGCUCCCUGGAGGUCUUGCUCCCUCCCAGAAGCUAGGAAGGGAGGGAGGGAGGGGCCAAAGGGAAUGGGGGCAGAGGCAUGGCUCUAUCUGGGAAAGACUUGCUGAGGGCUAAAAAAGAUGACUAAGAAGAAGACAGGGAGUUCCCUGGGAUAACAUGAGGGGAGACACACAGCCCCCACCAGGCCGCCAGGAGGCCCUGUUCUGCCAGAGGUGGGAUGGGGUGGGCAUCUGGCAGGACCAGCAUUUCAACAGCUCCACUGGAUCCUCGAAUGCCCACUAUGUCCUUGUAGACUCCUGGCUAGGCUGGAGGGUCACAGUCCCAGCCUCCACCAGAAGAAAAGCUGAGUCCAGUCUGAAGGCUGGGACCUCCCUGGGAGCCAUGGUUCUCAGGGGGCCUCUACAGAAGAGACUAAGACCCCAGCCAGUCACAGAGCCUGCAGCACUCAGCAGAGGUCCCUGGGCCUGGAUGGGCUCUCUGGCUACUCCUUUCCUGCAGGAGGAAGGAGCCAGCCGGAUUACUUUCAUCUCAGCCACAACUUGCAA
Microtus ochrogaster (prairie vole) is the source of this 4753-nucleotide messenger RNA. It is a transcript of the gene Ttll11, whose product is annotated as tubulin tyrosine ligase like 11. Gene Ontology annotation, cellular component: ciliary basal body. The transcript has 11 exons. The coding region runs from base 34 to 2247 and encodes 737 amino acids. NCBI's taxonomy places the organism in Eukaryota, Metazoa, Chordata, Mammalia, Rodentia, Cricetidae. Gene Ontology annotation, biological process: protein polyglutamylation; microtubule cytoskeleton organization. Gene Ontology annotation, molecular function: tubulin-glutamic acid ligase activity; tubulin binding. The record is from RefSeq and is a predicted model, not a curated record.